This is a messenger RNA of Morus notabilis, 2689 nucleotides long. Its product is annotated as putative metallophosphoesterase At3g03305. The transcript has 4 exons. Gene Ontology annotation, molecular function: hydrolase activity. Lineage: Eukaryota; Viridiplantae; Streptophyta; Magnoliopsida; Rosales; Moraceae. The record is from RefSeq and is a predicted model, not a curated record. The coding region runs from base 223 to 2436 and encodes 737 amino acids.
AGAGCAGAGCAGUCGAUUGGGAAAAAAAGGGCAGUUUGAGAGAGAGAGAGAGAGAGAGAGGAGAGAGGAGAGGGAGAGAGAGAUCAUCUUUUUUUUUCCAUGUAAAAAGAGCAGAGCAGUCGAUUGGGAAAAAAGGGCAGUUUGAGAGAGAGAGUGAGAGAGAGAGAGAGAGAGAGAGUUUGAGAGAGAGAGAGGUAGUUAGAGAGAGAGAGAGAGAGAGAGAUGGGAAAAUUGGAAACAUGGGCUCUGAUACUAGUCCUUCUUGUUCCGCUUUCCCAUGCAAAUGCAACAACCCCUGAUCAGCAAGUACGAGGAGAAGAAGAUAAAUCAUCAUCUUCUUCAAAACCCAACAACAGGAACAGCAGGAGAAUCAUCGAUGUCAAAGGAGGCCCAGAUUCUGUGGUGUGGGUGGUUCAGCUCUCCGAUCUCCAUUUCAGCGUCCACCACCCCGACAGAGCUCUCCACUUUAAGGAGUUUGUGGGCCCCGCUCUUUCUUUCAUCAACCCUUCUCUCGUUCUCAUCACCGGUGAUCUCACAGAUGGGAAGAGCAAGGAUUUAUUGACAAUGAAGAUAAACGAAGACGAGUGGCUGGAAUACCAGAAUGUGAUGGAAGAUGUUGUGAAAAGGAGUGGACUUGACAAAAGCAUCUUUUUUGACCUCAGAGGGAAUCACGAUAACUUUGGCGUACCAGUGGUUGGUGGUUCUAUCGAUUUCUUUUCAAAGUAUAGCAUCAAUGGGCAGUUGGGAAGAAAUAAAAAUGUCAACAGCGUCACCCUUCAGACUGCUGAGCAAAAACAUCUCUUCGUUGGAAUUGACAGUACAAUGACUGUUGGUUUACGAGGUCCGACUAAUCUUUUCGGACACCCAACAGAUCAGCUAUUAGCUGAACUAGACAUGGAGCUUUCUCAAUGGGAUUCUCAAUCAACAAAACCCAUAAUCAAGAUUUCCUUUGGGCAUUUUCCUCUUUCAUUCUCAGCAUCAUCAUCUUCUGGGAAGAGCCUCAAAGAUGUAUUCCUCAAUCAUUCCUUAUCAGCUUACCUAUGUGGGCAUCUCCAUACAAGGUUUGGUAAAAAUUUGAAACAUCAUCACCAAUCGGAUCAUCAUGUUACCUUCCUACAGAAGUUUUUCCAGUUUAAUCCACAUGGAGUGAAUUACGGUGAUAUUGUAAAUUGUUCAACUGGAGUUGCACCGAUCAAAGAAUUCUGGGAGUGGGAGAUGGGUGACUGGAGGAAGAGUAGAGCCAUGCGAAUUUUGGCCAUUGAUAGAGGGCAAGUUUCUUAUCUAGAUAUUGACUUAAAGUUGGGAGGCAAAAAAACUAUUAUCUUGCCCACGUUUCCUUUGGAUUCACGCUUCAUGUCAACAUCUUCAUCGCAUCACAAAUAUGAAUGCCAAGUCAUGGUUCCUUCUUCUUACGAGACAGUUAGAGCUUUGGUGUUUUCUGUUUCUCCUAUCGUCUCAGUUAUAGCUAGGAUCUACGAUUUGAGUCCCGGAAAUCUCAAUCUUGUCAUGGAGACCCCAAUGCACAAGAUUGAAGAAAACAACUCUAGGGGGGAUCUUUAUGUUGCUCCAUGGAAUUAUGGAGCCUUUGAUGACCCAGCUCCUGAUAGAUAUUGGUUGCAGAUAGAAGCAAUUGAUGUCAUGAGAAGGUCAACUUUGACUGAUCUAAGGCCAUUUUCCAUCAAUGGUCUUAAUACGAAGGUCUCAUGGACGUGGACGGAGUUUAAAGUCAUGGGUUGUCAAUGGGCAGCCCUUUAUUACCCCAUAUUGUGGUCUGCUUUAUAUUUUAUGCUCUCCAUUCUUAUUAUUGCGAAAGCUUUGUUGAUUUUCUCAAAUAGGCGGUUCACUUAUAAGGAUUUUGUUGCUCACAAGAGCCUAAAAAAUUGUAUAGGAUGGAUUCUGCAGGAAUUUUGCAAGGUUCCUAUAGUAUGGUUUGGUUUGCUGGGAUACUUAGUUUACCUUAUGUCAUUCCCAUGGUUUAUUGGAAAAGUUUUCACCAAUGGCGAGAAUAGGGGGUACAUGACUUACAUGGGUUGGGCAGUCGGAUCUUUCAAUGAAAGGGAAAAGCAUGAAUAUGUUGGAUUCCCAGAUAUAAUGGUGGUUGUUAUUCCCCAUCUUUUCUAUGCGGUAUUGCCUUCUAUUUUGGUCACUGGCUUUCUGGCUGCUGAAAAGAGUAUCUAUUGGGACCAUUUUCUGUCAGUUACAGGGAAGAAAGAAGAUGAUAAUAACCGUGAGGAAAUAUCAAAUUCUUGUAUUGCAAUGCGGUGGAUUCGGAAAGUUCUUUUGUUGGUUUGCUUGGCAAUCUGUUGGAAGCACUUUAUGAAUUGCAGGGCACUUGUGAAAGCUUAUGAAAUGAAUCCGAUUCUCCACUGUCCAGUAUAUAGUUUCGCAAUCCCUCUGCUUUUGGCUUUUGCUGUCUACAAAACCAGAAGUUUAUAAUCGACAUAAGAGAGGGCAACUUUUUGACCAUUUAUACCUCUCUCUCUCUCUCUCCCUCCUCGCCGGAUUACAGUUUUAGCAAGUUUUGAUGCUUACAAUAAUAGCAAAACAACUGACAUAUUUUGAGCAAUCGUUGCUUCAAUUCAUCAAUCAUCUAAUACAAGAAUUGUUACAAGCUCCCUUGUGGUAGACCGAGUGAUGUGUAUUUACAAAGAUGAUAGUGGCAUUUUAUUUGUUACUAAAAAAAAAAAAA